This is a messenger RNA of Talpa occidentalis (Iberian mole), 983 nucleotides long. RefSeq names its product charged multivesicular body protein 2B (gene CHMP2B). The transcript is spliced from 6 exons. Gene Ontology annotation, biological process: protein transport; endosome transport via multivesicular body sorting pathway; late endosome to vacuole transport. NCBI's taxonomy places the organism in Eukaryota, Metazoa, Chordata, Mammalia, Eulipotyphla, Talpidae. Gene Ontology annotation, cellular component: ESCRT III complex; multivesicular body. The coding region runs from base 251 to 892 and encodes 213 amino acids. The record is from RefSeq and is a predicted model, not a curated record.
AGGCGCCGCCUUGAAGUGACUUCUCCAAAAAGUGUCUUAGUUCGCGGUCACCUGAGCUACGGGCGAUUCUGCUGCGGUCGACUUCCCGGAUACCCGCCCUCCGCGGGCCCUUCCCGGAGAGCCUGACCCCGUCUCCUUCGUAGCCGCUCCGCCACCCCGAACCCGCCAGGGGUCUGUCUGCCCCACUUGUCCUUUCCCAGUCGCGGGCCGGACCGGGCCGAGCCCAGGCGCCCGGGCGCGGUCUCAGACCAUGGCGUCCCUCUUCAAGAAGAAAACCGUGGACGAUGUAAUAAAGGAACAGAAUCGAGAGUUACGAGGUACACAGAGAGCUAUAAUCAGAGAUCGAGCAGCUUUAGAGAAACAAGAAAAACAACUGGAAUUAGAGAUUAAGAAAAUGGCUAAGAUUGGUAAUAAAGAAGCUUGUAGAGUUUUAGCCAAACAGCUUGUACAUCUCCGGAAGCAGAAAACAAGAACUUUUGCUGUAAGUUCAAAAGUCACUUCUAUGUGCACACAAACAAAAGUGAUGAAUUCCCAGAUGAAGAUGGCUGGAGCAAUGUCUACUACAGCAAAAACUAUGCAGGCAGUUAAUAAGAAGAUGGAUCCACAGAAGACAUUACAAACUAUGCAGAAUUUCCAGAAGGAAAACAUGAAAAUGGAAAUGACUGAAGAAAUGAUCAAUGACACACUUGAUGACAUCUUUGAUGGCUCUGAUGAUGAAGAAGAAAGUCAAGAUAUUGUGAAUCAAGUUCUUGAUGAAAUUGGAAUUGAGAUCUCUGGAAAGAUGGCCAAAGCUCCAUCAGCUGCGCGAAGCUUACCAUCUGCCUCUACUUCAAAGGCUACUAUAUCUGAUGAAGAGAUUGAACGACAGCUCAAAGCUUUAGGAGUAGAUUAGCCAAAAAAGCCAUAUUUUGCUUACUUCUAAUUAUUUAGUAUAAACCAGGCACAAUGCAGAUUUUUUUCCUUUUACAAAACACAUUUCUUUU